Messenger RNA from Musa acuminata subsp. malaccensis (wild Malaysian banana), 2597 nucleotides. Its product is annotated as beta-1,3-galactosyltransferase GALT1. Gene Ontology annotation, cellular component: Golgi membrane. Gene Ontology annotation, molecular function: hexosyltransferase activity; carbohydrate binding. NCBI's taxonomy places the organism in Eukaryota, Viridiplantae, Streptophyta, Magnoliopsida, Zingiberales, Musaceae. The record is from RefSeq and is a predicted model, not a curated record.
CGCGAACGAAGAGGGAAUUUGUGCUCCCUUUCUCCCCCCAUUUGUUCCCAGCCGAAAUCAUACGCCGUCUCUGGAAAGAAGGCAACCGGAGAUUCCUAUUGACUAAAUGCAGGAACUUUGAUUGCUAAACAUUUGCCAGCAAACAAAAUCAACUCUAGAUAUAUAUACAUCUAACUUCCUAAAGGUUUGAGUUCAAUGGAAUAGUUGCUCUAGAUAAUUGUUAUAGGAUAGACAGUUCGUGAAAGAUGAAGAAAUGGUCUGGAGCUGUUAUAUUAGUAUUUCUGUUCACUUUGCUGAUUCUGAGGUAUGGGAUAUUGGAGAAUCCCCUAGCUGAAAGAUUGUUGCCAAGUCCUUUAUCUCGCAAUUCAUCUGAACCUCUUGAUUGGUUGGACUCUGCAUUGCCUGCAAUUCAAAAUCCAGGGAAUGGAUUUCGUGUAGUUUCUGCUAAUGCCAUAGUCUCCCGUCUUUUUGCACCAAGAAACCUCUCUGAUGCAGAGCAACAUUCAUUGCAAACAUGGAAUCAUUUGGAUCAUCUAAUAAAUUAUUCCAAUCAGUUACCUCAAGCUAUUGAGGCUAUCAGGGAAGCUGGAUCUGCAUGGGAAGACCUUAUGGCUGUAUUCGAGGAUAAAAGAUCAAACAGAAGUACACAGCAGAAAGUUAAAGAGAAACAAUGCCCUUAUUCUAUAAAAAAAAUGAACAUUACAGAAUUUGGCUAUGAUACAUUUAAGUUAAAACUUCCUUGCGGUUUGGUUCAGGGUUCUUCGAUAACUCUAAUUGGUACUCCUGGUGGCCUUCUUGGUAACUUCCGUAUUGAUUUAAUAGGAACAGCUCCAGGUGAACCUGAUCCUCCUAUCAUCUUUCAUUACAAUGUCCGCCUUCAUGGUGACAAAUUAACAGAGGAUCCAGUGAUUGUCCAAAAUACAUGGUCUGUAGCUAAUGAUUGGGGUGCAGAGGAGCGUUGUCCUUCAGACACUCACCCUACUAGUAAGAAAGUGGAUGAUUUGGAGCAAUGUAGUGCAAUAGUUGGUAAUGACGAGAAAGGGAUCAUUGCAUCUGAUAAGCAUCAUAAUGUUUCUAGAUCAGUUCCACUCAAAAAAGGGGGCAAUAAGCCGAGAAGAUAUUUCCCUUUUAAGCAAGGAUAUCUUUCCAUUACUACCAUUAGGGUAGGCAUCGAGGGAAUCCAAGUGACUGUAGAUGGAAGACAUAUAAGUUCAUUUGCUUUCCGAGAAACCUUGGAGCCAUGGCUUGUCAAUGAAGUAAGGAUUUCAGGGGACAUGAAGUUGAUAUCAGUCCUUGCCAGUGGCUUACCUACAUCAGAGGACUUAGAGCAUGUUAUCGAUUUAGAGUUGUUAAAGUCAAAUCCUUUGCCCAUACACCAAGCUGUCAAAUUUUUUAUUGGCAUCAUUUCAACAGCAAACAAUUUCAAACAUAGAAUGGCAGUCAGAAGAACAUGGAUGCAAUACGAUCUUGUACGUACUGGAGCAGUUGUAGUGCGCUUUUUUGUAGGCCUGCAUAAAAAUCAAAUGGUAAAUGAGGAGCUUUGGAAUGAGGCUUCCACAUAUGGAGAUAUCCAACUGAUGCCAUUUGUUGACUAUUACAGUUUGAUUACCUGGAAAACCAUAGCCAUAUGUAUUUAUGGGACAAAUGUUGUAUCGGCCAAGUACAUCAUGAAAACAGAUGAUGAUGCUUUUGUUCGUGUUGAUGAGGUGCUUUCUGCAUUAAUGACAACUAAUAUCACAAGUGGGCUGUUAUUUGGUAGGAUCAACUCUGAUUCCCAACCACACCGAAAUGUGGAGAGCAAAUGGUACAUAUCACCUGAGGACUGGCCUAGCGAGAAAUACCCCCCUUGGGCUCAUGGUCCAGGAUAUGUGGUGUCACAUGACAUUGCAGAGGCAGUGUACAAGCAGCACAAUGAUGGUCAUUUAAAGAUGUUCAAGCUAGAGGAUGUUGCAAUGGGCAUAUGGAUAGACAAGAUGAACAAGAACGGGUCAGGUAUUAAAUAUGUGAACGAGGGGAGGAUUUAUACAGAUGGUUGUGAGGCCGGGUAUGUUCUUGCCCAUUACCAGGAACCACGGGAAAUGCUAUGUCUGUGGCGGAAACUUCAGGAGACGCAAAGAGCAAGAUGCUGCGGAGAGAAGCAAUAAUUCUGGUGUUUGCCCUGAUUGUCUUCAUUCAUGGUUUGCAAAUUCACGCCUUGUGGUAUAGUAAAUGCUACCAACUUUGCAGGAAGAGGACAUCUACAUAGAUAUUGGUCAUCCUUGAAAUGAUUGUCUUGGAAAGGUUAUUGUGAUGGCCUAAACAAGCCCUCUUUUGAUGGCUGACCAACUACAGUGUUUAAUCUUCUGGUGGUUCUUGGAAAUAUUUAGUGAUUAGUAAUUUCCUCUAACCAUAGGCUUUUGAUGGUGCCAUACUCUAGUUAUCACAGAGAGAGAGAGAGUUAUUUAGUCUUGUGAAAUUUCCUUUGUUCUUGUAUUCAAGGGAGAUAUUUACUGUAUCAGAGAACCGAGUAGAGAACUUCGUUGAUUGUAUGUUUAGAAAACAUAAUCAUAUAGCAAAAUUGCCAUUCUUUUUUCAGGAGAAUUCUCAAAAGCUGUGUG